Messenger RNA from Pongo pygmaeus (Bornean orangutan), 4411 nucleotides. It is a transcript of the gene ZNF7, whose product is annotated as zinc finger protein 7. Gene Ontology annotation, molecular function: DNA-binding transcription activator activity, RNA polymerase II-specific; RNA polymerase II cis-regulatory region sequence-specific DNA binding. NCBI's taxonomy places the organism in Eukaryota, Metazoa, Chordata, Mammalia, Primates, Hominidae. The record is from RefSeq and is a predicted model, not a curated record. The transcript is spliced from 3 exons. Gene Ontology annotation, biological process: regulation of transcription by RNA polymerase II. The coding region runs from base 2127 to 3899 and encodes 590 amino acids. Gene Ontology annotation, cellular component: nucleus.
GCCUCAGCCUCCCGAGUAGCUGGGACUACAGGUGCCCGCCACCACACCCAGCUAAUUUUUUUGUAUUUUUAGUAGAGAUGGGGUUUCACUAUGUUAGCCAGGAUGGUCUUGAUCUCCUGACCUCAUGAUUCGCCUGCCUCAGGCUCCCAAAGUGCUGGGAUUACAGGCAUGAGCCACCGCGACCGGCCUAUGUAUUUCUUUUUGUGUAUUGUCCUUAUAUAAUUUUGACAUGUUUGAUAAAUGGCAUUUGGCAUACAAGUAGAACUUGGUGGAGCUAAUCUGUAAAACCAUCUGGACCUUGGGCUUUUGGGAAGGAAAGUCUUGGAUUAGCAUUUAUGCAUUUAUAGUUCCUCUUUUUUUAAAGAGUUGGGGUUUUGCUCUGUUGUCCAGCCUAGAGUACAGUGGUGUGAUCAUAGCUCACUGCAGCCUUGAACUCCUGGGCUCAAGUGAUCCUUCCACUUGAGUUUCCCUAGUAGCUGGGACUAUAGGUGUGCGCCACCAUGCCCAGCUGUUUUUUCUUUCUUUGUAGAGUUGGGGUCUGUCAUGUUGCCCAGGCUAGUCUUAAACUUCUGGCCUCAAGCAGUCCUGCCUCAGCCUUCCAAAAUGCUGGGAUUAUAGGCAUGAGCCACCUUGCCUGGCAUUUCCUUUUGUUUUUAAUCUGUUAUAUUUGUAAUUGUGUCUCUUAUUCUCUGUUUUUUGGCAGCAUCUUCUCACUAUGUUGACCUUGAUUGGUUUUGUCAUGAGAUUGUCAGAUUCAUGUUUUCAAAUAAUUGGCUUUUGGUUUUGCCUUUUUUGGGGGGUUGGGUUGGAGGAUGUUUUUAUAUGUCUUUGUUCUCUAGCUCUCUGAAUCCUGCCCCAGAUUUAUUAUUUUCUUCCUUUUUAUUUAUGUGAAUUUGAUGUGUGUAGUGUUUGUUUGUUUUGCUUUUUUAAUUUUUUGAGACAGAGUUUCACUCUGUUGCCCAGGGUGGAGUGCAGUGGCUUACUGCAGCCUGGACUGCCUGGGUUCCAGCGAUCCUCCCACCAUGUUGGCCAGGCUGGUCUCGAACUCCUGACCUUCAGGUGAUCCACUUAACUUGGCCUCCCAAAGUGCUGGAAUUACAAGUGUGAGCCACCAUGCCUGGCCAUUCUCAACUUCUUGAACUUACUGUUUACCUCAUUUGUGUUUUAAAAUGAUCAUUUUUAGUAAAUGUAUCUAAAAGUAUAAAAUUUUUCUGGGUAUAGUGGCAUAUGCCUAUAAUCUCAGCUACUUAGGAGGCUGAGGCAGGAGGAUUGUUUGAGCCCAGGAGUUUGAGGCCAGCCUGGGCAACAUAGCGAGACCACAUAUCUGCAAAGAAUUUAAAAAUUAGCUGGGUGUGGUGUCACGCACCUGUAGUCCUAGCUACUCAGUAGGUUGAGCUGGGAGGAUUGGUCUAGGCUAUAGUGAGCUGUGAUGGUGCCACUGCACUCCAGCCUGAGUGCCAGAGCAAGACCAUAUCUCUAAAUAAGUAACAUUUUAUCUUUACUUACUGCUUGGGCUGCAUCCUAUAAAUUCUGACUCAUAAUAAAUACAGUUGCCAGUUAGUCAUUUAUUAUGUAGUUUCCAAGUAGCUAAUGGCAUCUAAGUACCAUUUUGUGGUGAGUUUCACACUGAGUUGCAUUUGCCUGGUCGCGUGUCCUGUGGUGGUGUUCUUUGGCAUGUCUGUGACUCAGUUUGUGGCUUGACCCAAGGCUGUUUCUUCGUUCCACAUGUACUUGGAGAGAAUAUGCAUUUUCUGUUGAGUGUGGAGUCCUGCCUGCAUCUGGGGGUUUGAGCUUAUUGGCGAUAGGCCUUUGGAAUCUCUGCCUGCCUUUUUCCUUCCAGUUGGGGGAACCCUGAAGGAAACUUCCAACCAGAGGCCUUGGCUGGCCUAUGGAUCAGCUGUUCAUCUCUGUACUGACCGGCACAAAGAGGGUAUGGUGGCAGGUGGCCCCAAGAAGGCAGGGUGCCAGCAGGAUUCCUGGUUUUCAAGCCUGAGCUGAUCUCCCGGCUGGAGCAGGGAGAAGAGCCGUGGGUCCUCGACCUGCAGGGAGCAGAGGGGACAGAGGCACCAAGGACCUCCAAGACAGAUUCUACGAUUAGGACGGAGAAUAAGCAGGUCUGUGAGGACAUGGACAUCCUAAAAUCAGAAUCCUAUGGGACAGUGGUCAGAAUCUCCCCACAGGACUUUCCUCAGAAUCCUGGCUUUGGAGACGUUUCUGAUUCUGAGGUCUGGUUAGACAGUCAUCUGGGCAGUCCUGGGCUGAAAGUGACAGGCUCUACCUUCCAGAAUAACUGUUUGAAUGAGGAGACUGUGGUUCCCAAGACCUUCACCAAGGACACAGCCCAGGGAUGUAAGGAGCUGGGAAGCAGCGGCCUGGAUUGUCAGCCUCUUGAAAGACAGAGAGAGAGUGCAGAAGGGAUGUCCCAGAGAUGCGAGGGGUGUGGCAAAGGCGUCAGAGCCACUUCAAACAUCGCUCUGCAUUGGGAAGUUAAUACACAGAAAAUUAGCACAUGUCAAGAAUGCCAAAAAAAGUUAUCUGACUGCUUGCAGGGGAAAUAUCCAAAUAACUGCCAUGGAGAGAAGCCGUACGAAUGUGCAGAGUGUGGGAAAGUCUUCAGGCUCUGCUCACAGCUUAAUCAGCAUCAGCGAAUCCACACAGGAGAGAAACCCUUUAAAUGCACUGAGUGUGGAAAAGCCUUCCGCCUGAGCUCAAAACUUAUUCAGCAUCAAAGAAUCCACACUGGGGAGAAGCCCUACAGAUGUGAGGAAUGUGGAAAAGCUUUUGGUCAGAGCUCAAGCCUCAUCCACCAUCAGAGAAUCCACACAGGAGAGAGGCCCUAUGGUUGUCGUGAGUGUGGGAAAGCCUUCAGCCAGCAGUCGCAGCUGGUUAGACACCAGAGAACUCACACUGGGGAGAGGCCCUACCCUUGCAAGGAGUGUGGGAAGGCCUUCAGCCAGAGCUCCACCCUAGCCCAGCAUCAAAGGAUGCAUACUGGGGAGAAAGCUCAAAUUCUAAAAGCCUCAGACAGUCCAAGCCUUGUUGCACAUCAGAGAAUUCACGCUGUAGAGAAACCAUUUAAGUGUGAUGAAUGUGGGAAAGCUUUUAGGUGGAUCUCUCGCCUGAGUCAGCAUCAGCUGAUUCACACUGGAGAGAAGCCUUAUAAAUGCAACAAGUGUACAAAAGCCUUUGGUUGUAGUUCACGGCUUAUUCGCCAUCAGAGAACUCACACUGGAGAAAAACCAUUUAAGUGUGAUGAGUGUGGUAAAGGCUUUGUUCAGGGCUCACACCUUAUUCAGCAUCAGCGAAUCCACACUGGAGAGAAACCCUAUGUGUGUAAUGACUGUGGAAAAGCCUUCAGUCAGAGUUCCAGCCUUAUUUACCAUCAGAGAAUCCAUAAAGGAGAGAAGCCGUAUGAAUGCCUCCAAUGCGGAAAAGCCUUCAGCAUGAGCACACAGCUUACAAUACAUCAAAGGGUUCACACCGGAGAGAGGCCCUAUAAAUGUAAUGAAUGUGGGAAAGCCUUCAGUCAAAACUCAACCCUUUUCCAACACCAGAUAAUUCAUGCAGGAGUGAAGCCCUAUGAGUGCAGUGAGUGUGGAAAAGCCUUCAGCCGGAGCUCAUAUCUUAUUGAACACCAGAGAAUACACACUAGAGCCCAGUGGUUUUACGAAUAUGGGAAUGCCCUGGAAGGGUCCACCUUUGUGAGCCGUAAAAAGGUUAAUACUAUAAAGAAACUGCAUCAGUGUGAAGACUGUGAGAAAGUAUUUAGGUGGCGUUCACAUCUAAUUAUACACCAGAGAAUUCACACCGGGGAGAAGCCUUAUAAAUGCAAUGACUGUGGCAAAGCUUUUAAUCGGAGCUCAAGGCUUACCCAGCAUCAAAAAAUUCACACAGGAUAGACCACGUAUAUAUAAAUGUGUAUAUAUGUGAAUAAACCUACAGCCUUACUUAUUUUAUAUGGGAUCAUUUAUACUGACAAACGUAGAAUGUUGGUAAAGGUUCGGAAUUGCUCUCAAGAAUAUCCAACUUCCGGCCGGGUGUGGUGGCUCACGCCUGUCAUCCCAGCACUUUGGGAGGCCGAGGCAGGCGGAUCACGAGGUCAAGAGGUCAAGACCAUCCUGGGUAACAGGUGAAACCCCGUCUCUACUAAAAAUACAAAAAUUUAGCUGGGCGUCGUGGCAGGCACCUCUGGUCCCAGACACUUGGGAGGCUGAGGCAGGAGAAUGGCGUCAGCCCAGGAGGCGGAGCUUGCAGUGAGCUGAGUUCGUGCCACUGCACUCCAGCCUGGGCAAUAGGGUAAGACUCCGUCUCAAAAAAAAAAAAAAAGGAUAUCCAACUUUAUACAAAAUGUAUGUUUAUUUCCUGAAAUGUUUGACCUUAACCUGUUCAAUAAAGCCUGUGUCCCUCAAAA